GCUAAUUACUUUGUGAAGCCUUUGGUGCUUAUUGGGGCCCUUCGUGUGCCAAUUAACUCUGAAAUGCAUUGGGAAAAAGAGAGGAAGGGUGAUAGUGUCACAGUAAGGCAUUAGUGAGCUGAGCUGGUGUUGGGAGAAACUUGUGGAGAUGUGGAACUGCUGAGGGGAGGUGGGAAGAAGGAAGAUCGGCUGGCUUCAGGAAGGGUCAGACAUUAGAUUGGCUCUGGUUACCCUGGGGGAAAUGGUGAUGUUACCUCACUGAAACCUCGGGAAGGGCCCCCAGCCAGGCAGCACCCUGCUCAGGGGUGUCACUGGGUGAAGGGGGCUGCUGGGAGGCACUUGGGCUACACAGCAUUCCUAAAGGAGUACAUCCCAACUCGAGUUUUGCAAUGAUGCUUCAUGAAUUGCUCUUUUACAGAUAUCUAGCAAGGAAGUUUUUCUAUCUGUGGGUAAAAAUGACAUUUGGACAAGUCCUCCCUUCCAAAGCCAGAUGCUUUUAUGAUCAGAAGAUUCUUCAAAGAACUUUUGGAGAGUGGAAGGAGCAGUGGACAGUUUGCAGAGAAAAGCAGCUCAGCCUCAGAGCAGACAACCAUUACAGGCAUUUACUCCUUAAUUUGAUAUUCAAGGCUUGGAGAGCCUAUGUAUGCCAACAGCAAGGAAAGAGGAACAAGUAUUGUGUUGCAGAGUCUCAUGCAAAGAAGCAAACUCUGCUCAGGACCUGGCAGCACUGGCUGGUUUAUGUUGGCGUUCAAAGGACGAAGCGUGGGAUGCAGUCUGUGGCACUGGCAUUCAGGGAAAAAAGCUCUUUGCGCAUUUCAUGGGCAGUGUGGAGAAGACAACAGUACCAGAAGUGCUCUGGACAUAAAAUGAAUAUUUUGGCUCUGCAGCAUUGGGCCCAGAGCCUGCAAUUUCGAGCUUGGUUGCAGUGGCGAGAGCUGUAUUUAUACAUCCAGGAUGAGAAGCAGAAGGACACCAGGGCAAUAACUCACCAUCAGCACCAGGAACUGAGGAGAUGUGUGGGAGCGUGGCUGGGAUACCUGAACCUCCACAGAGUAAAGAAACGCCAGAAUGAGCUGGCCCAAGAGUUUCACCGAAGGAGGAUGCUCUGGAGCUGCUUCUCUGAUUGGCAGCUGUUGUGGGAGUGCAGGAGAAGAAUGCGUGCUCACCAAAGGGACCUGGAAAAACAAGCUGCAAGGAUUGCCUUAUGGAGAGUCUUUGCACACUGGAAGCAUUAUGUUGUGCUGUGUGUGGAAGAGGCUCAGCAGUGUGAGCUGGCUGAAAAGCACUACAAGUGUCACCUGUUGGAACUUGGCCUUAAGGGUCUUCGGCAGAAUGUCCUGGACACUCGUGUGCAGCGAAUGAGAACAAAUCUGUCAUCCCGUCAGCAUCGAGUUACAGUGCUGCAGAAGUACUGGAACCGUUGGAAGUCCCGUUUGGAAGAGAAGGAGGAAGAACAGCAGCAGGCCUUAACAUCAGUGGCUCAUGCCCGUUACAGGAGGGUGUUGAUGAGGCGGGUGUUUGACACAUGGCUGCUGAAGGCCUGCAAGCUGCAAGAAUAUCGAAUGGGAGAGAAGAGGGCUGUCCUUCAUUUUGAAAGGCAGCUCUUGCGCUGCUUCUGGUGCUGCUGGCGUAGCAGAGCAGCUGCCCGGGCGCAGGAGCAGGAGGGCUUGGUUCGUGCAGGACAUCACUACAGUAACCAGCUGCUGCUAAAGACCUUCUCUCUGUGGAAACAGAAGACUCGGGAGAGAGAAACAGAGAGGCUCAAGGAGACAGAAGCUUUAAGAUUUCACUGCUCAAAGUGUCUGCAGCAGACUUGGAACAAGUGGAGAGAGUAUGUGGGACAUCAGCGUGAGAAGUGGAGGAAGUUGGUGCAAGCAGACCUGCACUAUCGACACGUGUUGCUGGGCAAGACCUUGGCAGCUUGGAAGAUUUACCAACAAAACACACAGUGCAUUCUGUAUCAAGUGGCUGAGAAGGAGAAGCAGCGCUCUCAACUGCUGCUGAGACAGGUGCUGUGUACAUGGAAACAAAAUGCCCUUGCUCUUAUACGUGAAUCUAAGGCAACUGCUCAGGCAGAUGAGCACUACAGGAGAGCAAUCCUGUCAAAGGUGCUGCUGCAGUGGAGAGACACUGCCUGGCUACGAGCGUGUCACCGCCGUCUGAAGGUGACAGCUGUGGUGGAGGCCAGAAAACAUUUGGAUUUAGUGCAUUUACAGAGCCUGUUUCUUCACUGGAAGGAAUUAGUGGAGGAGUCUCUGAUGCUGAGGGCUCAGCACCACAGGGCAGCACAGCACCACCAGCAGCACCUGCUGCAGAAGUACCUGGUGAAAUGGAAAAGUUAUCAUCAGCAGUGCCUUGGAAAAAAGCUGCUGCAGAGAAGGGGAGAUGAACUAAUGACUCAUAGACUUUGCUCUGCAUCCUUCUCUUGCUGGAAAACUCGGCUGUUGCAGCAGCAGUGGGAAAGGCAGAAGACAGUGCAAGCAUUGUGGCACUGGUCCCUUUCGGUGCAGAGAAAGGUAUUUGAUGCUUGGCUCAGGUUUGCCAAGGGGCAGCAGGAGAAGAAAGAUGGCAUUGAAAAAGUCCCAGGAGUUCACCGCACUUCAACUCCUUUGAGAGAAGGUGUAACCCAUGCCUUGAGAAGCACUGCUGGCAUCCAUCAGCUGCAGGGCCAGCUCCAUACCCAGCAGCAGCUGGAGGCAGCCUGCAGUCUUCACCAGUCAGUGUAUUGUUGUGCCACGCUGUGGCAACAGAAGGCUCUCUCCCAGAAAUUAAAGAAGCCUUUUUCUUUUUUGCCACCUUUGAAGCAGCAAGUGACAUUUAAAAGGCCUGAUGCUAGUCCUGAGGCAAGAGGACAUUCAUCAGAGGAAGAGCCAUGGCCUUUAAAAUACAGACAUCUACCACUUCACCCUGCUGAGGAGGGCUCAGCUCUCCGUGGCCUAAAUGCCAUUCAACGAGCCAGGUCACCACCACAGAAGCCUGACUUCCCUCUGGAAUCUUUUGAAAGCAAGGAACUGCUGGGACCUCCUUUUACUAGGUCAGAGGUGCCCUUUCAGCAAACAUCUGUGAAUAAAUGUCAUGCACACGCUGGGAACUUAAUGCUGACACCUCACGUGGAAGAAAGUACCUGGAGAUGUCUAUCCCAGAUGGGCAAUGCUGCUCAUCCCCAUCCCUCUCUCGCUUGUGCUUCCCUCCCCCUGUGGACACAGGACAUGCACCGUGCUGGGCAGGGGCCAGAGCUGUGGUCUCCUGCAUCUUUCAUGCCCCAGAUGAAAGCUGGCUCAGAAGAGAGAGGAGGUCAGCCUGUGAAUGGUCACAGAGGAGCCCAUUCCCAAGACUCUCAACAGAAUUCUGUGGAGAAGAAGUUGCAGCCAUGUUUGCUGUCACCUGAAGACUUGGUGGGAAAAGGGAGUCACCAGACUGCAGCUGAAGGGAAAAAGAGGGAGCACAGUUCCAGAGAAGAAAUGAUGUUGGAGAGAAAGUUGGAAGUGGAACUCCAACACAUCCAGCAGCAGAUGCAGUACUACUACAGCAGGAAGCAGGAACUCAAGUGCUGUCAGCAGCAGGCGCAGAUUCUGCAGCAGUGGCUGGAGAUGAGCACGCAACCGGGAGCCCAAGGUGGUGUGCAAGGAGUUCAGGAAGAAUUGGGUCAGUUGCAGGUGAGGAUCAGCACUCUCACCAAAGCACAGCUGGCCGAGAGACGCCACGUGCAGGCGCUGCUUGCCCGCCUGCGAGAUAUCCAGCUUGCCCUGGAGCUGUAGUGCAUCUGCCAGCUUCUCAGUUUGGGGGUAGGACUUUUUGCCUCUUCCAUAGCAGGGGAUGAUGGAAGAGAUGCAUCCAUUCACUUACUUCUAUGUAUGGCAUUUAUAUUUGAUAAAUUCAUUUAAAAUAAUUCUGCUUUUGUUAGUGUUACUCUUGCUGAUCAAAACCAAACUGGGGGCUACAUCUACCUCAGGCUGCACUUUGCA
Molecule: messenger RNA, 3965 nt
Organism: Hirundo rustica (Barn swallow)
Lineage: Eukaryota; Metazoa; Chordata; Aves; Passeriformes; Hirundinidae
Gene: SFI1
Product: SFI1 centrin binding protein
Exons: 29
Coding region: 390-3758 (1122 amino acids)
Molecular function (GO): phosphatase binding
Source: RefSeq, a predicted model, not a curated record